Messenger RNA from Thamnophis sirtalis, 1792 nucleotides. RefSeq names its product mitochondrial ribosomal protein S27 (gene MRPS27). NCBI's taxonomy places the organism in Eukaryota, Metazoa, Chordata, Lepidosauria, Squamata, Natricidae. Gene Ontology annotation, cellular component: mitochondrion. The record is from RefSeq and is a predicted model, not a curated record. Gene Ontology annotation, molecular function: protein binding.
AAAGGGCCAUAGUUUCCCCACCUCUGGCUUAGAGCCUUUUAAGCCCUUGGUCUGGACCGCAGCAGCAAAGGCGUUUCUUCCCUUUUGCUGCUCCUCCCAUCUGGAUCAUAGAUGUGAUACGCGCCAAAAUGGCAGCGUUCGUGUUUCGGCGUGGGUUACUGCAGAGCCGGACUACGGUGAAACAUUGGGCGGCGACAGGCAAAAGAUGUAUUCUUUCAGCAGCAUACGUGGACAGUACAACAUGGGAACAAAAAAAAAAGGAAGAGCACAGCCUUGCUGAUUUAGCCAAUUUGAUGGACAGAACCUAUGAAAAAAAACUACCGGUCAGCUCUUUAACAUUAUUUCGGUUUAUAGAUAACAUUUCUUCACGUGAGCAUGUGGAUCAAACUGAAUAUUAUCUAUACAAGUUUCGUCACAGCCCUAAUUGCUUUUAUUUAAGAGACUGGAUCAUCCACAGCUGGAUUAGGAAGUGCCUUAAGUUUGGUGCACAGGAUAAAGCUUUGUACACUCUACAAAACAAGGUCCAGUUUGGAAUAAUUCCAGAUAGUUUUACCUUCAAUUUAUUAUUGGAUUCUUUUAUAAAAGAUGAGAAUUACGAAAAUGCUAUGGCUGCAGUGACUGAGAUAAUGAUACAGGAAGAUUUUACUAAGGUGUCUACCCAACUUCUCUCUCUUUAUACCAUGUACAAAUAUUUGGCAACCAAAUCAGAACUUACGUGGGAAGAAGAGAAAAAUCUUGGAGCAUCUCUGUUGUUAGUGGGCCUCAAGCAGACUAACACUAUAGGAUUUAGUUCUCAGCUAUAUGGUCUUGCCCUUCUUGGUAAAGUGGAGCUACAGAAAGGAUUGCGAGCUGUUUACCACCUAAUGCCGCUCAUGUGGACCCCGGGAUAUCUGAACAGAGCCUUGAAAGUAAUGGAGGAUGUGGCCUUGCUUCCUGAAGAUGUGAAGCUUUGCCAGGAAGCAGUUGAUGUUCUGGCAGACAUUUUGCACCCAGCACCUGAGCCCGAGGUUUCUCCAGAAGACCCCAAGGAUUCAGAAGAAGCACCAAAGCAGAUACCGCCAGAAGAAAAUGAGGCGCUUCGUCUGCCUGAAUACCUAAACCGUUUCAAGGAGCUGAAUUCUAAACUCCACUCCCUUGGCAAGGUGGAAUCUAGGAAGCUGCUAACCCUGACAACUCAACUUGUUGAAGAGAAACUACCAGCCUCUGAAGAGGAAGACAUUACAAAAUACAAAGAGAAACUUGAGGAGUGGGAGAAAGAAAAAACGAUGCUGAUUGAAAGGGAGCAAGAAAUGAAAGAAAAAGCUAAGGAAAUGAUGGAAAUUAGAAAAAAAGCAAAUGCAGCCACAUGAUGCUUUUGCUGACAGAUGUCCAUUAUGCCUCAGAUUGUCUUGGCAAUAAACAGAGUCUCAUCCCGUCUUGUACCUUAUACAAACUUGGCCUGUCCACACAUUAAAUCUUUACACAAUCCAAGCUAUAUGUCAUCCCCUUCUCCAAAAUCUAUUAUUACUACUGUUCCUCUGAAAGUAUACAUUACCUCUGUUGUGUCUGAGAACAAAGGUUUGUCAUUUUAUCAAAUAGUUCCUUUCUAAAAUGUUGAGGUGAGCAGUGGUGGGUUGCAAAUCGCGUUCCAACCAGUACGGUUGGAAUGGGGCCGGCAGCAUCCUCAUGGAUGCGCGCAGUGUGCAUGCACACACGCAUAGUGUGUGCAUGCGUUCAAGCGCCUCUGUGAUGCUCCAGCUGCUCUGCGGAGCUUUCCGGAGGCGCUGUAUGCACCAUGCGCCUGUGUGGAAGC